AUGAUUAAUACUUCUCCUGAUAAAUAGUGCAAAAGAUAUUAACCAAUAUAGUCUCGCUACAUAGAAUAGGUUUAACCUGAUGAAACUGUUUCUUCUAAUAAUGACUUAGAUUAAAAUGAUUAGUAGAUCAGACUAAGAAUUCAAAGGACUUUGCGUAAGAAAGGAUCUAUUAGAAUUCGCAAUCUAGAUAUUGAUAGUGAUAUUAUAAAAGAAGACAUAAGUGAAGAAAAUAAAAGUGAUCAAGAAUCAGAUGGUGGCUACAUGAAUAAUAGAAAUAUGCAAGUAGCAUUCACUCCAAAUAAUGAGGAAGAAGCUUAAAAUCCCUUUAAAGCUUAAGGACAUCAAUAUUCUGCUAGUUUAUGGAGAGUAAAUAAUAUUGGAAGUUAACAAUUUGAUCAAUAAUAAAAUGGUACUCCAAAAUAACCAAAAGAUCAUGAUUCUCAAAAAGCCGAAAUUACAAUAAAGUCAUAUAAAAAUUUGAAUAGUGCUAAUAGUUUAUAUUCUCCUUAAAAAGGUUCAUAAAUGUUAAUCUAAUCAGAAGACACUAUUUACUAGAAUUUUAAUAUAUUUUAGACACUUAUUCUUUAUCAUAUUUUCAGUUUUAUGAGAGAGAUGAAAAGAUUGUUAUAAACUUCUGUACAAAAAAUUAAUUUUAACCAUCUCCCAAAAUAAGCAGUAAAUGACUCUAUUUAAUUCAAUCUAAAAAUCCUAUAUCAGCAAAUCAAAAAUAAUGUAUAUUUCAUAAUUAUAUUAUAAUUAGGAGUAUUCAAAUUUGACUGCUCUCACUCUAUUCAAAAUAUUUUUCUGGAGAAUCAAUAAAUUAGUGACACUCUUAAUAAUAUUUCUAGCCAUGACAGAAACAUAUUCAAGAUUUGUGAUGGCUAUUCUUACUGAGACUUUAAUUUCAGCAGUUGAAGAUAAUAAAAUAGGAGAUGCAUAUAUACAAGCAUGUGCUCUUGCUUUACUAUCAUUAUUAGCAUUGAUGAGUAAACAUUUUUAAUAGUAUAUGAAUCCUAUUAAUUUUUAGAUAUAUGAUCAGUAAUGCUGCAACUAAAAUUCGAAUGAUUCUAAUUAAUCUAAUUUAUGAUAGAAUCAUAGAAUUACAUUCAUCUUAGAUUUCCCAAUUGAACAUUGGCAAAAUUAUGAAUCUAGUCAGUAGUGAUUUCAAUGUGAUUGAGUAUCAGCUUAGCUAUGUCUAUCAAAUUGCAGUAAUACCAGGCUCAUUGCUUCUAACAUCUAUCAUCUUAUGGGUAUCAAAGGUUUAAAGUUUAGUUAAGGUUUGAUGGUCCAAUAGGAUUAAUUGCAAUUAUCUUUUGUGCCAUACUUUAUCCAUUAUAAAUUUUGAUUCAAAAAGCUAAUAAGGCCAUAUUACUGAAAACAAGAAAAUUGUAAGAUCAAAGAAUCUAAGUAUUUUUAAUCUAUUUAUAAAGCAAACUAAUACAGUAAUUGAAGGGAUUAAGUAUAUAAAAAUGUAUGUUUGGGAAUCUACUUUUGAGAAAAAGAUUAACUAAUUAAGAAGUAAGGAAUUCUUAUACUAUCUUAAUAUCCAUAUUUUGAAUUUAAUAGAUAGAUCUUUUAAUUUUAGUGUUCAUAUUUGGGGUUCUUUUUGUUUCAUUUUAUUUUUAUAUUACUAUAACAUCCCUCUCAGUAUUUCAUCUAUUAUGGGAACCAUAUAACUAAUGUCAAUGAUUAAAUACUAUUGUAUAUUCUAAGUAUCCUAUGCUUUUUAAGCUUUAAUGAAUUUCAGUGUCAUAUUCUAAAGAGUUUCAGAAAUUCUCAAAUAAUAAAAUAACACCCUUACUACAAUUGAUCUUUAUAAUAAAACAACAUUUACUGCUUAUGACCUUCAACAUUAACCUAUUCAAUAAUUACUAUAAGAAAGAACAAGAGGAUUAAAUCGUAAAGGAAGUCUGAAUCUCUAAUCUGCAACUCUCCUCACUUUUUUUUAGUAUUAUGGUAGAUGGCAUAAGGAUGGAAUUCCAGCAAUUAGUGGAAUCAAUUUGGAUAUCAAAUCUGGAGAGAUAGUGGCUGUUAUAGGGAAGGUAGGAUCUGGAAAAUCUACCCUACUUUCAGCUAUACUAUAAGAUAUUCCUUUUUAUGAAGGAAUGAUAAAUCAGUAAAGAAAGCUAAAAUUAGCAUAUGUAGAAUAAGACCCUUUUAUCUAUACUGGAUCAAUACGUGAAAACAUAUUGUUUGGAAAGGAUUAUGAUUAUACUCUGUACUUAAAGGUAUUAGAGGUUAGUUGUCUCGAUUAAGAUAUUCUUGCAUUUAAGUAAGGUGACAAAACGGAAAUUGGAGAAAAAGGAGCUAAUCUCUCUGGUGGUUAAAGAGCUAGAUUAAGUUUGGCUAGAGCCUUAUAUUCAAUGGCAGAUUUGUAUUUGUUUGAUGAUCCUUUAUCUGCUGUUGAUUCAAAGGUGGCAGGUAAAAUCUUCGAUAAUGCAAUUAAAGAUUUCAUUUUUAAAUUUCAACCUAAUUAUAGACCAUCUUUAAUUAGAUCACAUUAAGCUUUUAUUUCUUAAAUUCCAUCUGUUAUUUUAGCUACUCAUUAGAUUUCAUUUGCUUUAGAAUGUGAUUAUGUAAUUAUAUUGGAUUUAGGUAAAAUAAUACAUUAGGGACCUAAAAAUAAAAUUAAAAAAUAUAUUUUAGAAUAAUCAAAUAUUUAAUCUAGUAAUAAAAACAUAGAGAAUCCAUAAUUAAUAAGAUAACUAAAAAUAAGAAGGCCAAGUAGAUUAACAAGUAAAGUUGUUAAUUAAAUGACAAAAACAAAUAAAGAAGAAACUCCUUCACUUUAUGUAGCUGAAGAUUAAAAUUAAUAAGAUGCUUCAACAUCUACUUAUAGAAGAUAUUUCAGUUAUUGGAAACCUUGUCUUUUGAUUGUAAUCAUAUUAUGCCAAAAUGUAGCAAGUGAAAUUAUUAAUAAUUAUUAUUAUAAGGAAAUGGCAUCAUUUAAAUAGGAUUAAUAUUAAAAUAAUGAUGUUGUAUUUAAAAAUGCAAGUAUUCUUGUGAUAGGAGCAUAUGUAAAUAAUGUUAUUAAAUAUUUUCUAAAUAUAUUUGGUGUUCUUACAUCUAAUAAUAUCAUUCAUAAUAAAAUGUUGAAAAGAUUAAUACGAUCUCCAAUAGAAUAUUUUGAUACAAAUCCUUCUGGAAGAUUAAUUAAUAGAUUUUCAACAGAUUUAUCUUUGGCUGACUCAUAAAUAUAAUAAACUAUAACUGAUAUUUUUGAAUAAGGUGCUUAAUUCCUUGUUUCUUUGAUAACAAUAGCAAUAUUGUAACCAUACUUUACAUUUCCAGCUUUGUUUACUGUAGCAAGUACUAUAGCAAUAUUUAGAGCAACAAGAAUUGUAAUAUCAUAAUUAAAGAUUUGUGAUUUAAUAUCUAGAUCACCUCUUUUUGAUUAAUUUAAAAUAUCUGUUUAUGGUGUUACUUAGAUAAGAAUUAAUGAAAAUUAUUCUUGGAUUAAAGAAAAAUUUUUAAAAUUAUCAAAUUAAUCUAUGUAAGCAAAUUUAAUAUUUUUAUAUUCUUAAAGAUGCUUUGGUUUUUAUAUUGAUUUAUUUGGUUAAUUUGCUAAUAUAGCAGGAAUAUUUUUAAUUAUAGCUAUGGUUGAUGAUCCAACUAUUUUUUCUUAAGCUUUACUCUUAUUAUCAACUUUCAAUACACAAGCAGGUACACUUAGAUAAUUCAUGGCUUUUGAUUCUAUGAUGAAUAGUAUAAAUAGAAUGUUUGAAAUUUGUGAUAUUGAAAUAGAAGAUUAAAAUAAACAAUUAUGCGAUUUGGAAGUCUAAAUAUGGCCUAGAUUAGGAACAAUUUAAUUUUAGAAUGUAGAAAUGUAAUAUAGAAAGAAUACUCCAUUUGUAUUGAAAGGCAUGAAUUUUAGUAUAAAGGAUAAGGAGAAAAUAGGAGUAGUUGGUAGAACUGGAUCUGGAAAGUCUUCUAUUAUUUAAAGUCUAUUUAGAUUGACAGAUAUUGAAGAAGAAGGGUAUAUAUUAUAGAUCUAUAUAAAUUAGUAUAAUUAGUAUUGAUGGUUAAGAUAUUAAAAAGAUUGCUCUUAGUAAAUUAAGAUAAGAAAUAAGUAUUAUUCCUUAAGUACCAUUUAUUUUUAAAGGAACUUUAAGAGAAAAUCUAGAUCCUUUAAAUAAAUUUGAUGACAUAAAGAUUUUAAAUACCUUAGCAGAAACAGGAUUAGAAAGCUUUUUAUAAUUAUUACCAGAUGGAUUAAAUCAUUUAAUGGAUCCAGAUUUAUUUUCAAUAGGAUAAAAAUAACUUAUUUGUUUAAGUAGAGUGUUAUUGAAUAAAAAAAAGAUUCUUGUAUUAGAUGAAGCUACUGCUAAUGUUGAUAUGAUUACAGAUUGUGUUAUUUAAUAAAUUAUCAAAGAAAAGUUUAAUGAUUGUACUAUUCUUACAAUUGCUCAUAGAUUGAAUACAAUAGCAGAUUAUGAUCGUAUUUUUGUUUUAGAAGAUGGUAAGGUAUUGGAAUAAGGACAUCCAUAUGAAUUAUUAGUCUAAAAUCCAAAGAUUUCAACUUAUAUUAAUAGUGAUUCAACAUUUGCUAAAAUGGUUUUAUAGACUGGAAGUAAAAAUAGUAGUUAAAUAUAUGGAAUUGCAAGAAAAUGUUAUUAAAAAAAUCAUGAUAUUGGUAGUAGAAGUAAUUGUAAUAGUAAAAUAUUUGAUGUAUCUCCUAGUAGUAUAAAUGAAUUUAACUUUUGA
Paramecium pentaurelia is the source of this 4704-nucleotide messenger RNA. Lineage: Eukaryota; Ciliophora; Oligohymenophorea; Peniculida; Parameciidae. The record is from the annotation of a GenBank genome assembly.